This is a messenger RNA of Lathyrus oleraceus (garden pea), 663 nucleotides long. RefSeq lists its product as uncharacterized. The record is from RefSeq and is a predicted model, not a curated record. Lineage: Eukaryota; Viridiplantae; Streptophyta; Magnoliopsida; Fabales; Fabaceae. Bases 1 to 663 code for a protein of 220 amino acids. The transcript is spliced from 2 exons.
AUGGCGGAUGCACUUUGCAGCAUGAGUUUAGGGUAUAAAGUUCCAAUUAUGCAUAGUCUUCGUGGCUAUUUGUUAAGUAAAUUGGUUGAAAAUGUGAACAAAUUAAUAGAGGAGUGUCGUGAGAUUUGGAAGAAAAUUGGUUGUACUCUAAUGGUUGAUGGAUGGACUGGUCAAAAAAGAAGAACUCUUAUAAACUUUCUAGUUUAUUGCCCUAAAGGUACUAUUUUUCUAAAAUUUGUUGAUGCUUCUCAUGCUUCAAAAACUGCAGAUAUGUUGUAUAAGCUUUUUAGAAAGGUGGUUUUAUUUGUUGGGCCUGAAAAUGUUGUUCACAUAGUGACAUACAAUGCUGCAAAUUAUGUUGCUGCUGGAAGAUUAUUAGAAAAUGAGUUUCCUAAAUUAUUUUGGUCUCCUUGUGCGGCAUAUUGCAUUAAUUUGAUGUUGCAACACAUGGUAAAAUUAGAGGAAGUAAGUGAGGUUGUGUCACAUGCUUUUAAACUUACUGAACCCCUUGCGCGUGUGUUAUGUAUUGUUGAUAGUGAAAAUAAACCUGCUAUAGGCAUUCUAUACAAAUCUAUAGUCAAAUCUAGAGAGGAGAUGAUGGAGAGGUUUCAAAGAAAUAAGAAGAUAAUGGAUCCUUACUUGAAAAUCUUAGAUAACCGUUAG